Molecule: messenger RNA, 156 nt
Organism: Debaryomyces hansenii CBS767
Lineage: Eukaryota; Fungi; Ascomycota; Pichiomycetes; Serinales; Debaryomycetaceae
Product: DEHA2B02354p
Exons: 1
Coding region: 1-156 (51 amino acids)
Source: RefSeq, a predicted model, not a curated record
AUGCGGGAAUAUGGAUCAGGGGCUCCAGAGGACGAUGAUUAUGGUACACCGUUCUUGGUCUACAUGAUCUUAAUUCGGUGUUCGUGGUCUAACUGCCAUUUGGGUCUGAUUAGGCUUUCUAUGGUUGCUUCUGGCUCUUUUGAAUUCCAUUCUUAG